UUCUUAAGCUUUCUUUUAGAGGGAUGAACAAGAGAGCGAUCGCGGCUACUGUUCUCAUCAUCUGGGCUGCCGCGUUACAGGCGCAUAUGUCUUGGCUCAAGCGGCAGCCCGGGUUCAAUGAGAAGUUUGGGAGAGUGGACGAGGUGGAGCAAAUUCCAGCAGCGCCGAUCAGAGAAGAGAGGCUUGGCGACGAUCUGGAGGAGGAGUUCUAGAUCUUAGCUAGUGUUGUCUCGUUUUUUUGCUAAAAACCUCUUCGACCGAGCCAUAAACCCUAGGCGUGAAUGAAGUUUGAUCAGCGCACUGUCGGAGUGGCGGUGCUCCUCGCCUGGGCUGCCGGCAUUCAGACAAUCUUUUCGAUGAAUCGAUGGUACAAACGAGCGCUGGAGCAGCAAGAAGAAGCUGGAGGAGUGGCGGCGGUAGCGCAGCCCCAGCCCAUGGAAGAACACUCACAGGGAGUAAAAUAGCGGCUAUGGCGGGAAAAAAGAAAAAGAAAGCUUCCAUCUUGUAGGGUUUAGUAGAUUAGGGUUUUAGAAUGCUCGUGGCGCGAUCGGCGUCCACAGCGACACUGCGAGCGUGUUUACAGGGCCGCCUGUUCGUCGCAGCAGCAGCGCCAUCGAUCCGAGCUCUCCCAUCGCUGAAUCGUCUCCGACACUACACGACUGUGGCCGAUGUUCUCAUGGGCGCUGCUCGGAGCAGCGCUGCCGCUGCUUCAAACAAGGGACGAGCUCCACUUUCGUCUAAGGGGACGAGGGAAGUUUCCACUUCUUCCACUCAACAGGUAACAGGGGAGAUGCCAGGCGUGGAUCAAGCUAUGGACGCGCUGCGUUCCAAGCCUUUUGAUCCAAGGAAAGCAGCGUUCUGGGAAGACAAAGAGCCAGUCCCAUUCCUCUUCUUCGCAAGAGUGAUGGACAUGAUCUCGAACGAGAGUGGGAGGCUUGUCAUGACAGAGAUUCUUUGCAACGCUUUUCGGACAGUCAUAGCAACGACGCCGCAGGACUUGCUUCCGGUGGUUUACCUCUCCGCAAAUAAAAUCGCUCCUGCUCACGAUGGUAUCGAGCUUGGAAUUGGUGACGCUUCGAUCAUCAAAGCUCUUGCUGAUGCCUUUGGGAGGAAGGAGGACCAGAUAAAGAGCCAGAUGAAGGCUCUUGGAGACUUGGGACUUGUGGCUAAGGCCAGUCGCUCAACGCAAAGACUGAUGUUCAAACAUCCUCCUUUAACCUGCGCAAAAGUACUGGAAACCUUUCGCUCCAUAGCCAAGGAAAGUGGCAAGGAUAGCCAGGAGAAGAAAAGAUCUAGAAUGAAGUCACUUCUUGUUGCUGCGACUGAUUGUGAACCUCAAUACCUCGUGCGGUUGCUUCAGGCAAAGCUUCGUGUUGGACUUGCAGAGGCCACCGUUUUGGUUGCAUUAGCUCAAGCCGCAGUAUAUGCGGAGCAGCCACCUGUAUCUAGUUCAAUGCUCCCAGGUCGGCUAGAAGAGGCAGCGGAGAUUAUGAAACAAACGUACUCGGUUCUUCCAAUUUUUGAGAAGAUAGUACCUAUUUUACUGACAGAUGGUAUCUCCAAGCUACCUGAAGUUUGUGCGUUUACAGUAGGGGUUCCGGUUGGGCCCAUGCUUGCAAAGCCUACAAAAGGUGUAUCGGAAAUCCUGGACAAGUUCCAGAACACCGUAUUUACUUGUGAAUACAAGUACGAUGGAGAAAGAGCACAGAUUCAUUACUUCGAGGAUGGCAGGGUCGAAGUUUAUAGCAGAAAUGCAGAGCGCAACACUGGGAAGUUUCCAGAUGUAACUUCUUCCAUAAGUGGCUAUAAGAAACCGGAGGUGUCUUCAUUUGUAAUGGAUUGCGAGAUAGUUGCAUAUGACAAGGAAAGCAACAAGAUCCUGCCUUUUCAAGUCUUGAGCACCCGGGCAAGGAAGGGCGUUAUUUUAAGUGAUAUCAAAGUGAAAGUUCUCAUAUUUGCGUUUGAUCUCUUAUAUCUAAAUGGUAGAGUACUAUUGCAAGAACAACUUGUUAGAAGGCGCGAGCUCUUAUAUCAAUCCUUUAUCGAGAAACCUGGAGAGUUCCAGUUUGCAACCGCAACAAACACCAAAGAGCUGGAAGAGAUUCAGAGCUUUCUGAACGAUGCCAUCAAUCAUAGUUGCGAGGGACUAAUUGUCAAGACACUCGAGAAGGAUGCGACGUAUGAGCCCGCAAAGCGCUCAAACAAUUGGCUGAAGCUCAAAAAGGAUUACAUGGAUACCAUAGGAGAUUCGCUGGACUUGGUUCCGAUCGGUGCAUUCCAUGGACGAGGAAAGCGAGUUGGCGUCUAUGGUGCGUUCCUCUUGGCAUGCUAUGAUCCCGACAAGGAGGAAUACCAAAGCAUUUGCAAAAUUGGCACGGGCUUUACUGAAGCUGUUCUCGAGGAGCGGUCCAACACUCUUCGAAAGCACGUCAUUGACACUCCAAGGCCUUACUACCGAUACGGUGAAACGCUUGCGGUGGACGUUUGGUUCGAUCCUGUAGAGGUCUGGGAGGUGAAGGCUGCUGAUCUAAGCAUCAGUCCCGUGCACAAAGCUGCGUAUGGCGAGCUGGAGACAAGCAAGGGCAUCUCUCUUCGAUUUCCUCGGCUGCUAAGAAUGAGGGAGGAUAAAAAACCCGAGCAAGCAACUUCUUCCGACCAGGUUGUGGAUUUGUAUCGCGCACAAAAGAUAAACCAUCGCAGUACGAAGAACGAGGACGACAGUAGUUAAAAAGUUCCCUUAAAUUUAAAAUUUUAAGGACCCAAUGCAAGAGCCCUAUUUUUUGGAGGAAGCAAA
Molecule: messenger RNA, 2794 nt
Organism: Selaginella moellendorffii
Lineage: Eukaryota; Viridiplantae; Streptophyta; Lycopodiopsida; Selaginellales; Selaginellaceae
Product: DNA ligase 1
Exons: 21
Coding region: 533-2728 (731 amino acids)
Biological process (GO): DNA recombination; DNA biosynthetic process; lagging strand elongation
Cellular component (GO): mitochondrion; nucleus
Molecular function (GO): DNA binding; DNA ligase (ATP) activity; ATP binding
Source: RefSeq, a predicted model, not a curated record